Messenger RNA from Symbiodinium necroappetens, 4464 nucleotides. The record is from the annotation of a GenBank genome assembly. NCBI's taxonomy places the organism in Eukaryota, Dinophyceae, Suessiales, Symbiodiniaceae.
GCUCAAGAGGCUCGCGCGGUGGCGACAGAGGUGGAGCAGGCAAACAGUGAGCUCGCGGACGUGAAGCAGGAGAUCUCGAAGCUCGACGGUCAGAUCCAGGCGCAGCAAUCCAAGGAAGAAAAGAUGAAGAACGAGCUGCAACAGGAGCAGGUGCGAUACCAGCAGGAGCUCAAGGACAAGGCCAUCCGGGAACAGCAGAUCGAGGGCCUCACUACCGAGCUUGCCGCCAAGAGCAAGGCGGCUUCGGCUCUGGAAGCCCAAUACAUCAAGCUGCAGCGCAAGGCGCGGGCUGCAAAACGACUCCUCGAGAAAGAGAAGGCGAAAGCGAAGGAGCAGGAGAAGGAGGCGCAGGAUCAGCUCCAGCGCGAGAAGGCCAAAGCGGAGGCGCAGGCGCACGAGGAUGCUGCAGAGCUGCAGCGUGUCCAGGAGAUGCUUCAGAAGGAGGCAAAGCUUGCCAAGGAAAGCUUUGCGGAAGAGGUGAAGCGAGUGGAGAACAAGCACUUGAAGGAGGUCAAGGAGCAGGAGCAGAAGAUUGCCCAUCAGGUUGAGAUCGAGAAGGGCCAGAUCAUGGAGAAGGUUUCGCAGCUACAGAGGGAGCUGGCGCAUGAGCAGAAAGUCGGCCAAGACCAGGCCGCGGAGGCCACCAAGAAGGAGGAGGCACUGCGAGCCGAGCUCCGGAAGACCAAAGAGGCAGCAGAGGAGAAAGCCCAGUCCACGAAGAAGCACAUGGCGGACAUGCAGAGCAGCCUCGACUCGCAGAGGAAGGCAUCCGCCGAGAAGGUCCAGGCCGCCAACCUGAACCUGCAGAAGGUCCAGGAGGAGGUCGUUGAGGAGGAGCAGGCUCUGGCCAGCAAGAAGGCGGAGCUGCGACGCAUCGAGAAGGAGGCCAAGUCUAUGGAGGAGAGGGCAGACUUGGCCGAGCGCCAGGCGCAGCAGAAGGAGGCACAUCUGCAGGCCAAGAUCCGUGCAGCGAACUUGAUGGAGAGACGAGGCAAGACCGCCCUGCAGCGCCAGGCUGAGCACCAGGCAGCUAAGCUCAAGAAGAUGAUCGCGGACGAGAAGUCCAUGGAACGAGAGCAGGAAUCAACGUUGCCCCUCCCAAGCAACAUGUCCGUGGCUUUCCAAGUCCCUGCUAUGGCUGAGGUGUUGCAGCAGGUACUUGCGCAGUCUGCUUCUGAAGCCUGCGUCUUCGUCUUCAGCGGCGAGGGCGCCCAUGGUGCAGACACGGACCUUUCCAUGCUGAAGUUCAGCCCCUCCUGGCGUGCCGUGCAGGAGGCCCUGCGUGACGUGAAAGGCAGGAGCGACCUGGAGGAGGAAGCGUUUGAGAGAUGGGAUCCUGAGGUUUUCUUGCAGGAGAACCUCGGCGAUCACACCGCCCCGAACUCACCUCUGGUCUCAGUGGCGCUGAACAUUCUGCACGACCUUUGGCAGCACUGGGGUCAGGAGCCGUUUCUGGUAGUCGGCCAUUCUGUGGGCGAAAUCGCUGCGGCCUAUACCGCCGGUAUUCUGACCGUUGGGCAGGCCAUCAGCAUCGCACACAGCCUCGGGGCUGCUAUGCAAAGCUUCCCUGGCGAAAUGGUGCACACAGAGCUGCGCCGAGCCUCCUUGGCCGAGUUCCCCAAGUCUGGCCUCCACGUGGCUGCCAUCAACUAUGUGGUUGCGAAAGGCGAAGAAGGCGAAGAGCAGGACCUGCUGAGCGUGACGCUCUGCGGCGCGUCUGCAGAGGAUUAUCUGGCUCUGGAUCCUGCUGCCAUGAAACUGCGGCCAUGCCAUGCGUGGCAUCAUCCGGAGGCGCCCGUGCCCGGCGAGCUUCCGCGCGGCGGUGCUGCCCGCAUCCCCUUCGUCUCUGCCAUUUCUGGAGCUCAGCUGGCAGAGCUCCCGGAGGGCCACUGGCAGCGUUGGCAGCGCAGCCCCGUGAAGUUCGCCGAGGCUCUAUGGGCGGAGAUCGCUUUGCAGUGGAUUGACCGACCAGAGUGUACCGCAUUUCGGCUGAAAGCCGAAGCCACAUUCUCAGACGGACUCCGCUAUGCCUCCUCCAUGCGUCGCGGGGAGCAUGCCGCCCCGUUCCUGCGACAUCAGCGCGCUGGCUUGGGGCCGGGCUUCCGCAGGAGGCUGUCGCGGGCGCUCCGAGGUUUCAGCUUCGGUGGCCGGGAGCUGUGCCACACCACGAGCUUUGCUGCCCAGGGCAUUGCUUCCCAGCAACUGGUGCUCCUGACGGAGGCCUUGAAGCCCUUCUUCCCGGGCCUCGCGGCCCAUGACCUCUACCGCUUCAGCUCCAUCGAGGCCCUCCUGGAUUGGGGCGUGGAGGCCCAGAGCCAGGCUCCGUCGAGGCCGGUGCCGAAAAUGCAGGAGCCCACGCCGGAGCUUCACUUCGAGAUCUUGGGAUGUGCUCUCCGGCUGCCAGGGGGGGGCGCGGACUCGCCCCCGCCAGGCAGCUUCUGGAGCAUGCUGCUGGAGGAUGACCAGGAUUCCGCUUUUGCAGCUUUCAAGGAGGGCCCCAAGGCCGCGUUUCUUCAGCCCAAGUUCGACCGCCGCGCCGCCAUGCUGGCGGCAGAGGCUGCUGGGGUCGAAGGUGCCGAGGCCGCGGCCAUGGACCCGCAGCACGCCUUUGCAUUGCAGCUGGCGGCAGAGAUGUGGCACGACUCCGGUGACGCUGCGGAGGUUGCCAAGGCAGAGCCGACGAGCGUUGGCGUCUACAUCGGCGCCUGGCAGCCCGCCGUCUCCGACACCAGGUCCUCCGCCUAUGCAGCGAUCGGCUCGUCCCUGAGCGCCCUUGCAGCCCGGGUCGCCAACGCUUACAACUUGCAGGGCCCGUCAAUGACUGUGAACACAGCCUGCUCGUCAGCGCUUGUGGCCGUCCACCAGGCCUUGCAGGAAGCACGUACCGGGCAGCUGGCGUUUGCCGUUGUUGGGGGUGUGAACUUGUUCGGGGAGGACGCGCAGCUCUUCAAGAACCUCCGGCGGGCUGGGAUGCUCAGCCCUUCUGGUCGCUGCCACACCUUCUCCGCCUUGGCAGACGGCUACGUCCGCGGCGAGGGCGGCGUCCUCUUCCUGCUGCAUGCCGGCUCCGGCCUUCCAUCUCGCGCACAGGUCCUGGGCUCGGCCGUGACCCAGAACUCCACGCAGACGAAGCCCUUGAGUUCCGUGGAGCCUCGGGCGCAGGAGCGGGUGAUCCGCCUCGCCUGCGCCAGCGCCCGGGUGGCUCCCGGCGACUUGGCGGCCCUGGAGCUGCAUGGCACCGGCACUCCUCUGGGGGACCCGGUGGAGAUCUCAGCCCUCGCCCGGCUGGGCUGCGCUGUGACCAUGACGGCGUCGAAGAUGCACGUGGGCCACUUGGAGUCGGCAGCGGGUGCCGUCGGGCUCCUGAAGGCGAUGCUCGUCUGUGAGAACUACCGCGUGCCCUCCUUCGAAGUCCACGGCGGCCUGAACCCCCAAGUCCUCGCCGCGAUGGAGGAGUCCUGCCUCAAGAGCCCAGGAGUCGAGGCUGAACUGCCGGCCUGUGCCUACGUGGGCGUCUCCAGCUUCGGCUUCGCCGGGAGCAACGCCCACGCCGUUCUGACCCCAACUCCCACGGCCAGGGCCUGUCCUAAGUACGAGGCCGCAGCCCGUGAGCCAGUGCUCCUUCGGCGGUACUCGCAUUCCCUCGUCGAGAGCCUCUCCAGCACCUCCGCUUCCGCUCCAUCGCAGGAGCACGCGGCCGCCAGUGCCGCCAGCGCCAGCCGCCUCUGCCUCUUCUCUGUGGCCGAGGACGCCGUGGACGUCGCCGGGGACGUCGCCGACGUGGUGGACGUGGACAUCUGCUCCCUGAGCGUCGUCGGCAGCGCCGUGCUCUCCAUCGUCGGCGGCGACGCAGAGGUGGACGUGGACGCGGACCUGCACGAACUGGGCAUCGACUCUCUGGGCUUGGCGGAGCUCAUGGGCUUGCUUGAGGACCGAUUCGGCCAAGGCUGCCUCAGCAUUGACAAGAUCAUGGAGGAGCCGACGUGCCGGGCCAUCGUGAAGAACUUGGAGGAGGUUGGAGGCGUCUUGUCGGCCAAGGAGACAUUGGCGCCCAAGCCCAGGGCCAGCCUUCCCACGACUGCCCACCCACCUCCCCCCACGGCGGCCGUGGACUCCGAGCCGAAGGUGCCGACGCAGGAGCCGAAGCAGGUGGCGUCCGAAGAUCUGAGCAAGUGCUGGAUCCGCACGACUCACGUCGGCUCCCUUCCUCGGCCCAACCACAGCAAGCUGGAUAUGGAGCAGGUCGUCGCAGAGCAGGAGAUGGCCGCCGUGGACAUCAUCAACGAUGGCGAGUGGGUCCGUGACAACUACAUCGCCGACGUCAUUGUCCGCAUCCAGGGGCUGAGCGGCGACAGCACCAAGGACGUUAAGACCAGCUGCUGCGCCAAGCAUUCGAUGCCCAUUGCCGCGGACAUGCAGGAUGCAGACAGCAGCACUUGCAUGAACUUAGAGUUACCAUCCCGG